ACUAUCGCUUCGUUUUGUCGGACAGUAACAGGGCUGUUGGUUACAUACGGAUUUAUUUCAGGCUUUGGAUUAUCCCUUUGUGGAAACGUGGUAGGCGUGGUCCCUGGUCACUACUUCGAGAAGAGGAGGCCAGCAGCCUAUGGCGUAUGCAUGGCAGGAGGUGCUCUGGGGCUGUUCAUAGCAGGUCCACUCACAAGAUACCUUCUUGACCAAUAUAACCUGCAUGGAACUUUGUUGAUAAUGGGUGCCAUUUCUUUCCAUAUGUCAAUUGCCGCAUCCUUACUGCGAAAACCAUCAAUACCUUCCAACGAAUCUUUCAUAGUUGUCCACAAAGACGAAGAUGAUGUAUCAGCCAAAGAAGCAUCCAUUCAAGACUCCGAUGAAAUGUUUCCGAGAAGUGAUACGACAGUUGCUGGUACAAACCCUACGAAGGAUACCAACACAGAUCAAACAACAAUUCCAUUUCUCUCAGAAGACAUCACACCUCGAACACAGACCAACGAGGAACCGAAAAUCCAAUGUUGUAAUAUACGACUUUUGUCAAAUAUAAUGACAAAAAGGGAUUUUCUUAUGUACAACUUUGCAAUCUUGUUCUGGUCGCUAGGUGACGCUGCCUGUAUAUUCCAUCUUCCGAACUAUGCAGAAAGUAAAGGCAGUUCGCCACGACAGGCAGAAAGUCUGUUAAGUGCAAUGGGAGCCGGUGGCAUCUUCACGAGGGUAGUCAUCGGUCUCAUGGCUUCCAGUCCCAGUACGGAAUACACGUUGCUUCAGUUUGGGAUUGUUGGUGUUACCGGACUCAUCACCAUCUUCUUUCCCCUGUUUUCCAGUACAUAUCACUGCCAGAUAGCGUUUGCAUUAUUGUAUGGCUUGUACAGCCAUGGAACAAAUUCAUUGAUGGGACCAUUAACUAUACAACUUACCAGUUUGUCUGACGUUGCCAUUGGUUUCGGUAUAGUGUAUUUCUCUUGUGGAAUUGGAUAUCUCUUGGGACCAGUCAUUGCAACGGGUCGGUGA
Haliotis rubra (blacklip abalone) is the source of this 1014-nucleotide messenger RNA. Its product is annotated as monocarboxylate transporter 12-like. The record is from RefSeq and is a predicted model, not a curated record. Bases 151 to 1014 code for a protein of 287 amino acids. The transcript has 3 exons. NCBI's taxonomy places the organism in Eukaryota, Metazoa, Mollusca, Gastropoda, Lepetellida, Haliotidae. Gene Ontology annotation, molecular function: monocarboxylic acid transmembrane transporter activity. Gene Ontology annotation, biological process: transmembrane transport; monocarboxylic acid transport.